UAAAGCCGUUAGUUCAUUAGGAAUGUAUAAUACCAAAUCAUUUUUUGUAAAGCUCACAAAGUGUUUAGAUGUUCCAGUUGAUUCGUUAAGAGACUUGUUUUUAUUUUAUAAUUUCUACCAGUUUUGUCCAAGUUUUCAUUUAUUUUAAUUUUUUUUAUCUCAAAUCGACGAUCAUUUAAACAAAAACAUGAUGCACACUGUCCGAAGCAAUGCUGAUUUCGACAGACAAUUGAUGGCCGCUGGCGGUCGUUUGGUUGUUGUCGACUUUACGGCCAGCUGGUGCGGUCCAUGCAAAAGUAUUGAACCCAAGGUGAAAGCGCUUUCACGUAAAUAUAAGGACAGAGCCGUAGUGCUUAAGGUUGACGUGGACAAGUGCAGCAAUGUGGCUCAUGAUUAUCGUGUGUCUUGUAUGCCGACAUUUGUAUUCAUAAGAAAUGGUCGUAGAAUCGAUCGUUUUUCAGGAGCGGAUGAAAUGGAGUUGGAGUAUAAAAUGUCAAAAAUGGCUAAGGCAAAGUGAGAUGUAGGAUUUGCGAGUAAUAUGAAAGCAGGGACAGGGUCCCACAAUUUUUUAUUUAUAUGUUUUGAACUAAUUUUGUGAAAAAAGGACUUAAUAUAUAAUGUUUUGUAUUGUAAUGAACUUGAUGAUUAUUAUUGUAAUUUUAAAAGAAUGUAAAAUGCAUCUGGUAUGACAUUGUAUGAAUAAAACUGUUGUAACAUUGUAAAACUCUUAAAGUUAAUAAAUAAAAUGGACAAAACAUAAGAUUUA
Messenger RNA from Ceratitis capitata (Mediterranean fruit fly), 766 nucleotides. Its product is annotated as thioredoxin-1. NCBI's taxonomy places the organism in Eukaryota, Metazoa, Arthropoda, Insecta, Diptera, Tephritidae. The record is from RefSeq and is a predicted model, not a curated record. Gene Ontology annotation, molecular function: protein-disulfide reductase activity. Bases 188 to 517 code for a protein of 109 amino acids. The transcript has a single exon.